Messenger RNA from Saccostrea cuccullata (small rock oyster), 512 nucleotides. Its product is annotated as 50 kDa spicule matrix protein-like. The transcript is spliced from 3 exons. Bases 1 to 501 code for a protein of 166 amino acids. The record is from RefSeq and is a predicted model, not a curated record. NCBI's taxonomy places the organism in Eukaryota, Metazoa, Mollusca, Bivalvia, Ostreida, Ostreidae.
AUGAAAUUUGGAGUCCCGAAGGAAAAUCUAGAUCAUGAUGCCAGAAGGCAGGAGAGGCAUCAUCAGCAGAUGGGGCAUGGGAUGCUUGGAGGUGGGGGGGGUAUCCCCAGGAAUGUUAGGAGGUGGUAUGCCAGGACUAGGUGGCAGUGGUUGCCAGGGCUAGGUGGAGCCAGGAUGCCAGGAUUGGGUGGAGCCAGGAUGCCUGGAUUAGGUGGUAGUGGUAUGCCAGGAUUGGGUGGUAGUGGUAUGUCAGGAUUGGGUGGUAGUGGUAUGCCAGGAUUGGGUGGAGCAAGGAUGCCAGGAUUAGGCAGUGGUGGUAUGUCAGGAUUGGGUGGAGCCAGGAUGCCAGGAUUAGGUGGUAGUGGUAUGUCAGGAUUGGGUGGUAUGCAGUUACCAGGAAUGGCAGGAGGAGGGGGCCUACCAAAAAUACAACCUCCAGUCUCUGGCAGGGCUAGGUAUUUUCCAGGAAGUGGCCCAAGGCCUAACUUACCAUUCUCUUGAAGAAAUUCUAA